AUGGCGAGCUUCAAGAUCAAAGACGAGCCCAUGUCCGCUCCGAUCGCUUCGUCCUCCACCAAUGGUCACGCAAAGCGCCCAGCAAAGCAGAACCUCUUCGGCGACAGCGACGUGAGCUCAGACGAGGACGACGACAAACCUCUUGCCAAGCGACCCAAGGUAGAAGACAGCGAUCUUUCCUCCGAUGACGAUUCGGACGCCCCUCUCACUUCCACCGUCUCGUCCCAGAACGGCAUCAAGAAGCAGAGCGACUCCGACGAUGAGGACGACGACGACUCCGAUUCGGACUCGGACGCGCCACUCACAGACGUGGUCAAGAAGAGAAGCGACAGCGACGAUGAUAACGACGAUGACGAUGAAGAAGAGGAUGCCGACAACGAUGAUGAUGACGACGAUGACGAUGACGACGAUGAUGAUGACAAACCCCUCAGUAAGACUACCAAGUCGAAUCGAAAACCGCCCAAGACCAUGUCCGUCACUGGCUCUGGCGAGAAGAAGUGGGACGUCCUCAUUCACAAAGGUCCGCGAUUCCCCGACCCGUAUCAGCCGCUGCCCAAAGGUGUCAGGCUAAAGUACGACGGCAAGCCCGUCGAUUUGCCGCCGCAAACCGAAGAAGUCGCCAUGUUCUACGCCGUCAAGCUCGAAACCCAGCACGCCCAGAACGCCAUCUUCAACCGCAACUUCUUCGAUGACUUCAAGUCAGAUCUCAAAAAAUACCCUCCCAGGGAUGGCACCCAGAUCAAGUCGUUCGACAAGCUCGACUUCCGCGAUAUGUACAACUACUGGCGCAGUCUCAAGGAUGCCGAAGUCGAACGCAAAAAGGCCCUUGCUCCUUCGGCCCGCAAACGCGAGAUCGAAGAGCGCAAAGUCGAGGAGGCCAAGUGGAAGAUCUGUGUGGUCGAUGGCGUCGAGCAGCGGGUCGGCAACGUCAACGUCGAGCCUCCCGGCCUCUUCCUGGGACGUGGCGCCCAUCCCAAAGCGGGCAGGGUCAAGCGACGCAUCGCUCCCAGCGACAUCACCAUCAAUCACAGCGCCAGCACGGCCGCCCCAGAGCCUCCCGCGGGCAUGGGCGACUGGGCCGAGGUCGUCGAGAAGAAGGACGUCACCUGGCUCGCUUACUGGAAGGAGAACAUCAACGGUCAAUUCAAGUACGUCUUCCUGGACGCCACCUCCAACUUCAAGACCAACUCGGAUCGCGACAAGUUCGAAAAGGCCCGAAAGCUCGACACGGUGGUCAAGAAGAUCCGUCGCGACGUCAACCAGAACCUCAAAUCCAAGGUGCGCAACGAUCGACAGAUCGCCACCAUCGUUUGGCUCAUCGACAACUUUUCGCUCCGUGCCGGUAACGAGAAGGGCGAAGAUGAGGCGGAAACGUAUGGUGUCUGUUCGUUGCGCUGUGAGCACGCCCAGAUCAAGAUGCCCGACAUCAUUCAUCUCGAAUUCCUGGGCAAAGACUCGAUGAAGUUCGAAGAGGAUCUCAAAAUUAGCAAUCCGGACGUGUUCAAGAACAUCGCCAUGUUCCUCAAGACCAACGGCAUGAAGGACCAGAACGGCAACUUCAUCCGCAAGAAGCCCUCGGAUCCUAUCUUCUGCGCUCCCGAGUCUGGCAGCGCCAAGAUGCAGCCACUGCAGCCCGGCUCGGUGAACCAAUUCCUCUCCAAGUACAUGAAGGGGCUAAGUGCCAAGGUGUUCCGUACCUACAACGCCUCGGUCACGUUCCAAGGUCUGCUGGAGCAGACCGAGGAUUGGCUCAAGUCGCGGCCCAAUGCAGCCGAGCGCGAGAUCAAUCAGACCAACCUGCGUCUGGCGUACAACGAAGCCAACCGGCAGGUCGCCAUCCUCUGCAACCAUCAAAAGACGGUCAACCCCAUGCUCCUCAACCGAAACCUCGAGCGCACGCAGGAAAAGAUUUUCCAGAUCCGCUACGAGAUCAUGAAGGAGCAGCAAAAGAUCCUCACCUUCCACAAGAUCGGCGAGCUCAAAAAGGAGUACAAGCCCAAGGAGUUCCCAUUCAUGAAGCAGUUCGACAAGAUCAUGCAGAAGCAGGAUCUCGACGCCGAAAAGGUCAAGCAGUACGAGGAGCAGAUGAUCAGCGACAAGAAGACCAAACUCGAGUCGACGUUUAAGCGCCAGCAGUCCGAAGUGCAGUAUCAGCUGGAGCAGAAGGGACUCGCGGGCGAGGACGGCACCCCGAAGAAGUCCAAGAAGGUCAAGAAUGUCGAAGAGGAGGUCAAAUCGUCGAUCAAGGGCUUCAAGGACAAGAAGCAGGUAGAUGACGAGCUCAAAGCCCUCAGCGAGACGGCCAAGCGACUAGAAAAGGAGCGCAAGACGAACAAAUCGCAGGCGACGAGCUGCAACUUUGCCAGCUCGGCCAAGAAGAUUCUGAGCAAGUACGAGAUGAUUAAGAAGCAGGAGGCGGAGCUGGUCAACAAGAACAACACGUCGGACGUAGCGCUGGGCACGUCGAAGCUCAACUACAUUGAUCCGCGUAUCACGCUGGCGUGGCUCAAGCAGUGGGACGACCGAUUGAUCGCGUUGGGCCACGGCAAGGCCGCCUCCAAGAAGAAGGUCAAGAAGGAGGAAGAAGAGGAGGCGGAUGUCAAGCCCAAGAAGAAGGGCGCCAAGGGGUCUGCUGCUGCUGCAGGCAAGAAGGGCACGGCCAAAAACGGACUGGCCAACUCGACGGGCGACAGUGAGAAGAUGGAGCUGGGACUGCAAGUGAUGAACAUCAGCCAAUUCUUUGCCAACGCGCUGCAGAAGAAGUUCAAGUGGGCGGCUUCGGGCGACGACGGUCGAGACAUUUCGGCCAAGUGGGUGUUUGUCAAGGAUGCGCAAUCCAAGAUGCGCAAGCUCGACUCGGCGGAACGCAAGGGCGAGAAUGGCGGAUCGAUGGCGGCCAUGACCGCGGCUGCCGACUCGAAGGAUGCGCAGCCCAAGGCCAACGGUGUCUUGAAAAAGCAGACGGCAUCGGAUCGCAAGCUUCACAAGCCGAUCAAGGCGGUGGACAAGACCGAAGAGAGCGACGACGACUUGAGCAGCGACAGCGACGACGACAAGCCGCUGGCAGCUGCUUGA
Kalmanozyma brasiliensis GHG001 is the source of this 3075-nucleotide messenger RNA. RefSeq names its product DNA topoisomerase I, DNA binding, eukaryotic-type. Gene Ontology annotation, cellular component: nucleolus; chromosome. Gene Ontology annotation, molecular function: DNA topoisomerase type I (single strand cut, ATP-independent) activity; DNA binding. The coding region runs from base 1 to 3075 and encodes 1024 amino acids. Gene Ontology annotation, biological process: chromosome segregation; DNA replication; DNA topological change. The transcript has a single exon. Lineage: Eukaryota; Fungi; Basidiomycota; Ustilaginomycetes; Ustilaginales. The record is from RefSeq and is a predicted model, not a curated record.